UUCUAAAAUGAACCUCGGUCAAAGUCCAUGUGAUCAACGAUUCCAAAUAUAGCAACACGUCCAAGAGAUGAUUCUAAGAGAAGAAAUGACAUUUUAAGCGUAAAGAAGAAUAUUUGAACAAAAUGAUAUUUACAGUAGUGUUACCGAACAGUGUUGUGAUUGAAAUCGAUGUGGAUAUUCGAGCGAAUGGACAAGAAUGCUUAGAUCAGGUUUGCCUGCAUCUUGGAAUUCUUGAAUAUGACUAUUUUGGCUUACAAUUUAGUGGCAAUAAAGGAGAAAAAAUAUGGCUGAACAUGAGGAACAGAAUUAAUCAACAAGUGUCUGAAAUGAGGGCUCACAGAUUUCAUCUCCGUGUCAAGUUCUACAUACAACCCCAUCUUCUGUUACAGGAAUCUAGCAGGCAUCUGUUCUACAUACAAGUUAAACAAGAAAUCCUGUUUAAGACCCUCCAUGUUCAAGACGAGACGAAGCUUGUUACGAUACUUGCUUUGAUAGCUCAGGAAGAGUUUGGUGAUCAUGUAUCUAAUCGUUUACAUCUGCCUGGCUAUGAGACUUUCUUAGAGAGGAUCUGUCCUCAAAGUGAUCCAGACUUUCUGAAGAGUGUAGCCAGUUGCCAUUCAGAACUACGUGGUGUGUCUUCCCAAAAUGCAGAGUACAGAAUGCUGCAGGAAGCUUCAACACUAGAGGAUUAUGGGAUGGAAAAGCAUGAAGUAAAGAUGGACAGAAAAUUGAUGUCAGUUGGUGUAGGUCCCGAAGGAGUGUUUAUAUAUGACAACCAUAUGGAACUAGUAGAUCGAAUUGAGUACCCAAUGAUCCAGAGGAUUGUCCAUGAUGCCUGUUCUUGUUUCAUGUCUGUGUAUACUGAAGAGAUGGAAACACGUCGGAUUGAGGUCCGUCUCAGAACUUUACGAGCUGCCUCUUGUUUGUACCGUUGUAUAACGGAGAUGCACUCUUUCUUUCGAUGUGAUACAGUUAACAGUGAAGUGUCAUCCCAAACCUAUCGUGAUCUCAAAGGACUACUUGCAUCUUUGUUUAAUGAGAACACCACAACUGGUCAAAACUAUGUUUUUGAUGUUCAAAGAACUUGGCGAGAAGCAUAUGAUAGCACUAGACGAAAACUAAUGAAAGAAGCAGCAAAUCAAAGCUUACCUCCCCCUGAUAAGGAAGAAAUGGAGGAUAGUAGUGAAACACACAUUCUUCCCAAAAACCACGAAUGUCAGGACGUUCAGGUGUUGAAAGCCAAGUUAGAAAAAAUCCACGAAUCGUUUCUGUGUAGUGUGUGUAUGGACUGUGAUAUAUCAACAGCUUUUUGUCCGUGUGGUCACAUGACUUGUUGUCAGAACUGUGCGUCCCGGUUAGACGAGUGCCCAUUGUGUCGGACAAAUAUUCAAAAUGUUCAGCCUAUUUUUUUGCCCACAACGUUAAUACAGAAAAGUUGAUGAAAGCUAAAGGUUGUGUUUUGUUCCGGGAACUGUGCAGAUAUAGAAAUGGCAAUAGAAAUGGCAAUAUUAUAUGUUAAAACAACACCAUUAGUUAAAGUUGACACGUGUGUGUGGUACAGUUGAUCUGUUUACUGGUGCAUCAUUCAUGUAUAUAGUUCAACCAUCAUUUAACAUAUGUAUAUACAUCAUUAAUUGUUAAAUGUUCCAGGUUUUAUCAUCACCAGAAAGAUGUAAAUAUUUUUAUAGAAAGGGCAACAAGCAAUGCAAUAAUUGAUAUCAUUUUAUUUCAUGUUGUUUCAUUGUUGAUAUUAAGUAUCAUACAUGUACAGUACUCAUUGUUUAGUAUGGUUCUAUGAAUACAUACAUAGUAUCAUUAUACAUAACGUUCAUGUUGAUAAGGUUGGAUGGUUUACAAUUAAUUGAAGAGAUUUGUGAAAAGAGGACCAAAAUUAUAGAAGAUAAAUAAAUAGGCUUUCGGUUGUAUGCUAUUGAUCAAACAUUCAAAUUAGAAAUAUUAUAAAUGAAAUUCUUCUCUCAUGUCUUUUGUUGCAUUCAUCUAAAAGAGAAAGUGAUUGAUUUAUAUAAGGUCAAUGAUUGUACUCAAUUACUUUUGUUAUGAAACUUGAACCUGGCAAUGACAGAUAUCAAAUACAAAUUUUCUUUUAAUCUUGGUUUUAAUUUCGAUUGUCUAAAUAGUAAAUUAUCAUGAAAAUGAUUUGAUUUUAAAUAUAAUUUUAAAAUCAGAAAUUGAAGAAAAAAAAUAAGGCAAAUUCAAAUAAAGGUGUAAGGAAGUAUGCAGGAAAUUACGUACUAUGACUUAUAGUCUGCACUUUAAUGUUCAUUCAUUUAAGUUCGACGGAAGUUUGUCAUAUAACCACAAGUGUGGGCAGAGAUUUGUUUUUUUCGAAAUAAAAAUAUGUAUUGUGAUAUUUUCAACCAUCAAAAUUUUGAGAUUAAAAGAUUGGAUAUGAGUCAAAUCAAAUUUAAUUUUAUAUUCAUACCUUGCCUUGUUUUCUGACCAUUGGUCAAUAGACAAGCAUUUAUUUUGGACAUUAUAUAAAUUGAAAGUAAAAAUGUCUUAUAAAAGUAUUGUAUUUAUUUUUAGCACAGGUCCUUUUAUGUUCAUUAGUUUAAACUUGUUAGUUAUAAUUAUGUUUUUUGUACAUCAGCUUGUCAUCAAAUUUUAUUUAUUUUCAUGAUCUGUACAUAUUAACUUUAUUUAUUUUAAUUUUUGUCUUGCCAAUUAUAGAUAAUGAUGAAUUAUCUCCCUUGUUAGCCCCAGGUUAUCUCCCAUAGUUGAUGUACAUUCCAGAUAUUUUAAAGAAAAAAUUGGAUAAAGUAUUUUUGUUUUGUUUCAUAUUUAAAAUUCACCCAGUUGAAUGUUUUUUAUCUGGAUUAAACUUUAACCAAACCUCCUGUUUGUAUGCUCUACUUUUAAUUGAUGGAUUGUAAAGAAAAGGUAAAUAAAAUCUUAGCAAUCUCAAACCCUACUAUGUGAAAUAAGGGGAAAUAUAAAGAAUUUUGGUUGGCAAAAUACUAAAUUGACUUUUGAUCAUUAAAUCUGAAUAACUUAGACCAGUAAUGAAGAUAUGGUAAUCAUACAUACAGUGUUUACAUAUCAUUUUCAAUUUGUAUCAUAACAAUUUGUAAAUUUAAGAUGUAGUAUAUCCUUGUUUGCAAUAUUCCAAGUGAUUCAAAUUUAAAUUUUAGAACUGCCAUUCCAAUUAGAAUACCUCACUUCAUAUUUUAUUUUGUUCAUAAGGCUUUGUAUCUAGUAUUUUUGACUAAGGUUCAAAGUCCACACUAAUCAGGGAUGAUUCUGCUUAUCUGUACAUGUGUUGGCUAUCUUGUCAAACCACGUGCAGAAAUUGUCAGUUUUAGCAAUCUAAAGAUUUUAAUUUAAAUCUGGUUAAUAAAGAGAUUUACUUUCACAUCAAUAGACUUGAUCUACCAUAUUUUAAAUUUAUAUACAGUAAAAAGAAAUCUACCAAAAACUAAUUAAUGAAAGAUGUCAGUGCUGAUAUUUUCAUUAAGAUUGUUGAUAUUCAAAUGGUUAAUUUCUACUAUUUGUUGCCCAAUUGACUAGAUGGCUUAGGUCCCAUUUGAAAGAAAACAAAUAUCCUUUAAAUGAUUCUUUAUAAAAUUUGAGCGUGUUUAACUUACAACAUAGUGAGACAUUAUCAGUUAAAAAUGUUUUUCAGACACAAGAUCUUAAAAGUACUGAAAGCAUAUUUUUGUAAUUAGAUUUUAUUUCUUUUCAUUUUAGUUUCAUUUUAAUACAUUUAAGUUGUAUUUGUUGGGAAAGCAAUAAUUGAUGUCCUCACCUCCAUAGAUAGAUAUUAUACAUUUUAUUUUUAAGCUAGCAAUAUGAUUAUUUCACUUACCAUGCCUACAUUCAGUUUCAAAUACCUUGAAAAUGUUAUCACAAUAAAUGUCACUUACAUGCAAAUUAGUAACCAAAAUUGUUUAGUUCUCAAUCUCUACACUACAUCUCAAGUGGUCAUUUCUACUUGUCCAUGGUCGGAGUGGACAUAAAAUGGACAGAGCUUUUAGAUGACCCCCUGUGCAAAACUUAUGACAUUUCUUUUCUGUCAGUACCCCAAGGGGAAAUGAUUAAUGUAUUUUGUAUUCAAUAAUUUUCCAAAUCUGAGGUUAAAUACUGGUAGAGUAGGCAUGCUACUUGAUGGCUAGGUGGAAAUGUUCUCUUGAGGUGUAGUGUAAGUCGGUCAGUUUAGUUCAGCAGAAUAGCUAUAAGAACACUUUUGACAUUUGCUGUUCUCACAGAAAAUACAGAAAAUAGAAAACAUAUGUUAACAAUGAUACUGUUAAUUCAGAAUAAUGGGAGGUACUAAUAUGUGUGUAUGCCAUGAUUAUAGAGGAGCAAUAGAUUUUAAAGUCUAGCAAAGUAUGAUAUACCUAUAGGCUUGUAUGCAAAAUUGGACAAAGUUAUAAAAUCAAAUUUCCACAAAAAUACAAUUUUACCUGAAUCUUUAAAAUUUGGUACCCACUAAAAUAUAUUUACAUGAAAUAUUUGGUAAAUGAAAGGUUAAUAGUAUUUGUCAAUUUUUUCCCCCAAGUUGUAACUUAUACAUUGAACACACUAUAUAUAUUGCAACGAUAGUUUGACUGAAUUUGAUUGUAUCUUGUACCUGCUCGCCACUAGAUAUAAUUUUCAGGAAAUGAUCUGAAUUAUUUAGAAAAAGUAUUUACUGGCAUGAUCUGUAUUCACGAUACUUGUUGAAAUUCAAAUUCUUGAAUCCUGUGACUCCAACCGGUGAUAUUUCUUGAAACUUCAAUGAAUUGUUAAACUGUGAUUCUGAUAAAAGUUGUGGCCUAUAAGUGAAGUUUAAUUGCAUAUGAAUAUGCAGCUAGUAUGAAUUAAAGAUGUGUCUUGAAUAAACAGUGAUAAGAAUUAUUAUUUUUGUUUAAGAUUUAUAGAUAAGAAAGUCUGUAAAUGUUUUAGAGAAAAAUAAAGGCUAUUUUCUGUA
Messenger RNA from Mytilus trossulus (common blue mussel), 4930 nucleotides. RefSeq names its product E3 ubiquitin-protein ligase MYLIP-like. Gene Ontology annotation, molecular function: ubiquitin-protein transferase activity. The record is from RefSeq and is a predicted model, not a curated record. Gene Ontology annotation, biological process: ubiquitin-dependent protein catabolic process. Gene Ontology annotation, cellular component: cytoskeleton. NCBI's taxonomy places the organism in Eukaryota, Metazoa, Mollusca, Bivalvia, Mytilida, Mytilidae. Bases 123 to 1439 code for a protein of 438 amino acids. The transcript has 6 exons.